AUGGCCGAGAUUACCAUCACCAGCUUCAAGUCGCGCGACGUGCGCUUUCCGACGUCGCUCGACAAGACUGGCUCAGACGCCAUGAAUGCUGCGGGCGACUACUCUGCUGCAUACUGCAUUCUUGAAACAGACUCUCAGUAUGCUGGCCAUGGCAUGACCUUUACCAUUGGCCGCGGCAACGACAUUGUCUGCGCUGCAAUCGAUCAAGUCGCCGAUCGCCUCCGCGGCAAGACCCUCUCCUCCCUUGUCGCAGACUGGGGCAAGACGUGGCGCUACCUCGUCUCCGACAGCCAGCUACGCUGGAUCGGCCCGGAAAAGGGCGUCAUUCACCUGGCUCUGGGCGCCGUUGUCAAUGCCGUCUGGGACCUGUGGGCCAAAGUCCUCGGCAAGCCCGUGUGGCGCAUCGUCGCCGACAUGACCCCCGAAGAGUACGUCCGCUGCAUAGACUUUCGCUACAUUACCGACGCCAUCACCCCGGAGGAGGCGCUGGCGAUGCUGCAAAUCACAGAGUCUGGAAAGGCGCAGCGCAUCGAGGAGGCGCUUGCCGACAAGGCCGUCCCUGCUUACACGACCAGCGCCGGGUGGCUGGGUUACGACGAAGGCAAAAUGAAGCGUCUGCUGCACGAGACGCUUGCCAAAGGCUACAAGUACUUCAAGCUCAAGGUCGGUGGUGGUAUUGAGGAGGACCGUCGUCGUCUGGGCAUUGCGCGCGAAGUCAUUGGCUUCGACAAGGGCAACGUCCUCAUGGUGGAUGCCAAUCAGAUCUGGUCCGUCCCCGAGGCCAUUGAAUAUAUGAAACAGCUGCGCGAUUUCAAGCCCUGGUUCAUCGAGGAACCCACAUCUCCCGACGAUAUCUUUGGUCACAAGGCUAUCCGCGAAGCGCUUAAGCCUUAUGGCAUUGGGGUCGCCACUGGUGAAAUGUGCCAGAACCGCGUCAUGUUCAAGCAGCUGCUCAUGAACGGCGCCAUCGACGUCUGCCAAGUAGAUGCCUGUCGUCUCGGCGGCGUCAACGAAGUUUUGGCCGUUCUCCUCAUGGCCCGCAAGUUUGGCGUGCCGAUUGUGCCGCACUCUGGUGGCGUUGGGCUGCCCGAGUACACACAGCACGUUAGCACGAUCGACUACGUCGUCGUCAGCGGCAAGCAGUCGGUGCUGGAGUACGUGGACCACUUGCAUGAGCACUUUUUGCACCCCUCUGUCAUUGUCAAUGGCUACUACCGCACACCGAUAGAGCCAGGAUACAGCGUGGAAAUGAAGCCAGAGAGCAUGGAUCAAUUCACGUAUCCUGGUGUACAGGGCGUGAGCUGGUGGACGAGCGAGGAAGCCAAGCCAAUUCUGACGGGCGAGAAGAUUUAG
This is a messenger RNA of Beauveria bassiana ARSEF 2860, 1353 nucleotides long. RefSeq names its product L-galactonate dehydratase. Gene Ontology annotation, biological process: amino acid catabolic process; carbohydrate catabolic process. Bases 1 to 1353 code for a protein of 450 amino acids. The record is from RefSeq and is a predicted model, not a curated record. Gene Ontology annotation, molecular function: L-fuconate dehydratase activity; magnesium ion binding. NCBI's taxonomy places the organism in Eukaryota, Fungi, Ascomycota, Sordariomycetes, Hypocreales, Cordycipitaceae. The transcript has 2 exons.